Molecule: messenger RNA, 207 nt
Organism: Anthostomella pinea
Lineage: Eukaryota; Fungi; Ascomycota; Sordariomycetes; Xylariales; Xylariaceae
Source: the annotation of a GenBank genome assembly
AUGGUCGACGCCCCCAACAAGGUGCCCCAGCACCAGCGAUUCUACCAGCAAGCCUACAAGCAGCACACGCGCCUGUGGCAGAUCGGUACUCGAAGCCCGGUGCUCCUCGUCCCCUUCCAGGUCAUGCUCUGGGGUACCUUCGGAGCCUCCAUGUACAUGAUGGGACGCAAGAUCUUGGGCUACAACACCUGGUUCGGCAAGGCCUAA